This is a messenger RNA of Gavia stellata (red-throated loon), 717 nucleotides long. RefSeq names its product NK2 homeobox 8 (gene NKX2-8). Gene Ontology annotation, cellular component: nucleus. The coding region runs from base 1 to 717 and encodes 238 amino acids. Lineage: Eukaryota; Metazoa; Chordata; Aves; Gaviiformes; Gaviidae. The record is from RefSeq and is a predicted model, not a curated record. Gene Ontology annotation, molecular function: DNA-binding transcription factor activity, RNA polymerase II-specific; RNA polymerase II cis-regulatory region sequence-specific DNA binding. The transcript is spliced from 2 exons. Gene Ontology annotation, biological process: cell differentiation; regulation of transcription by RNA polymerase II.
AUGGCCACAUCUGGCAGGAUCAGUUUUACAGUGAGGAGCAUUUUGGAUUUACCAGAGCAGGAUGCUAAUAGCAUAAAGCAAGCCUCUGACCAACACCACUCAGCGGAGAACUACACCGGCUCGCCGUACCGAGGGUGGAUAGAAACAGACAGAAAUAAUUAUCCCUCUUCCGACGAGAGCGGCCCGGAGCUGAGCUUGCCCGACUCCACCCAAAGGUCGCUCCCCGCCCGCGGCUCGGAGGCCGAGGAGAAGAAGAAGAAGCGGCGGGUGCUCUUCUCCAAGGCGCAGACGCUGGAGCUGGAGCGGCGGUUCCGGCAGCAGCGGUACCUCUCGGCGCCGGAGCGGGAGCAGCUGGCCCGGCUGCUCAGCCUCACGCCCACCCAGGUGAAGAUCUGGUUCCAAAACCACCGCUACAAGAUGAAGCGUGCGCGGAGCGAGGGCGCCGGCAGCCCCCCGCCGCGCCCGCCCGCCCUGCUGCGCCGGGUGGUGGUGCCGGUGCUGGUGCGGGACGGGGAGCCCUGCCGCGGCUGCCCCGCCAGCCCCCCGCCGCCCGCCGCCCGCCCCAAGCUGGGCUGCGCGCUGGCGGGCUGCAGCGCCCAGGCCGCCCUCGCCCUGCAGGGCUACCGCGCCUGCCCGCCCGCCUCCGCCGCCGCCCUCGGCGUCUUCCCCGCUUACCAGCACUUAGCGCACCCCGCCGUCGUCUCCUGGGGAUGGUGA